Sclerotinia trifoliorum is the source of this 7154-nucleotide messenger RNA. The record is from the annotation of a GenBank genome assembly. Lineage: Eukaryota; Fungi; Ascomycota; Leotiomycetes; Helotiales; Sclerotiniaceae.
AUAAAGGGAACAUAAUACCUAACAUAUUCACACACUCAUUGACCGCUACUACCGCUUGCCAUGAGACCGCAUGCAUUGCCCAUAUAGGCGCGGCGUGGGGACAUGGCUCCAAAGAAAUAAUCUAGGGGUCUAACGAAAUCCAUAUCCCAAACCCGAAACAGAAUAGUCUCGCACUUAUCGUUGGAGUGUUUGAAUCUCGGUAAGUCGUUCUUCGAACGUGCGUUUGCCUGUGAAUCAAUAAUACUUAACAUGCGCCGCAGCCUUACAUCUGGUUCAUAGUCCCUCAUCGAAUGUAUUAUAUAAAGUGGGUGAUUACCAGGAAUCAGUAGCCAAAUAUUGCAAAGCAAUUCCAAAUCCUCUCUACAGCCGGCGAGCCGAGUCCGAAAACCUGGCUGACCGAGCCUCGACAUAUAACUUCAUACAAGCUAUUGACGAGCGCCAACUGAGCUACGCGGAACACAAAAAGAACAGAAAUCUAAUCUCGAUUCAAGAUUUGCCAAAUUUGCCUUCAAGGCAGCUGACAAUAAUAUCGGAGCGUUGUCGCACAAAGAGAUGCUCACUACAAGUGACACAGUUGAGGUGAGUAAGAAAAGUUCAUAUAGUCCACUCGUUUCCACUUCCUCGACUCGAACAUUCCUCUGCUCUUGAAAAGCUUAAGCCUCAUUUAUAAGUAGAUAACUUUUACAUGCGAGUAAGAAGUGUUUUACUCACAGUUGAUUCUGAGGGGUUAUGAUUCAUGCUCAAACUCCAGAGCCAUAAAGUCAUGCACACGCACACACACAUACAUAUAUAAUGAAGAUUCAUCUUGUCAAAGACAUUAACUUCCUUAGAGAUUGGGAUGAAUCACACUAUAAUGACACCACGAAGCACUUCUUUCUUUAUAUUCCUCAAUGAAAGCUUUGGUGAUUGCUUAAUUCCAUUGCAAUGAUCAAGAAUGGUUGGGUCUAAGAAAGAGCAACUACAGAACCCCAUGGGCUCCUAAAGAUAUUCACUAGUGUAGAAAGCGCGCUACUUCCAUAUUUGGGAGAAAAAAAUAUCUACAUGAGUCUUCCUUCCACAACCUAUUACAGUCAAGACUUUGAAAUUUGCGACAAAGCAUUUCGUAAAUUCAGACACGCGGAUUACACAAAUAUCCAGUCACUGAUUCGUCACUGUAUCUCCGCAGCUUUCGGUGCAUCCUUCUCUCUAUUCAAUGCACCUAAAUCCAUCAAAUAUCAUGGAAACGAUGCUCACUCCAGUUGCCCCUCCAAAUGUAAGUAGUACUUUUGAUUAUUCCCCGCAGUAUUAAAAGCUUCUGGACAUUUACGAAUCUUCAAAACUUCUUGGAGUAACGAGGCGACCCCAGGUCACUGGGACUGCUUUCACAAAAUAGUCCUCUGCUAACAACGCCAUAGUUCUGGAUUGCCUUAAAAGCCCUUCGAUAUGCGUACCCAACACUCGUAUUUUUCUAUUUCUUCAUCGCUCUAGGCGUUACAGUGUGUUAUAUGCAGACGGAGAAGUCACGUAACCAGGAUCGAUAUGUCCGUCGUGGGUUGAUAUUGUGCUUAAUCGCCGGUCUCACUGGAACAUAUGUACGCUUCUUUCUGCCUCCAUAUAAGAAUCUUACACUAUCCUGCAUAAUAAUUGCAUUUCUGACACGUUUGUGACAAUAGGCUAUGGAAAUCAUCGUUGCUAUUAUCAAGUCGUCAGUUGAAGGCUGGAACCCGGGACAAGACCGUGUUGUGAGUGAUUUCUUCCCUUUCUGGGGGACCUCGCAGUGGUCGAAAUAAAUUGCAUGCCAAAAACAUACGCAAGGGCUCCAAAGUACUUUCAGAUUUCUCGCUUCAGAUUUGACAAUCAAGUGGUUUUCCAUGCUUAUGCCUUUCGAUGGCCCAAUUAAGAUUUCACAAUCAAGUAUCUCUCCAGAGAUGCUUAGCAUUUCAUUUAUGCAAUUAAUUUCGCCCACUGCGUGGUUUUACUCUCUUCAAAUUCCCAUAUAAUCUUAUUACUUUUUUUUUCCUUUUACUGACCUUCAGGUUUACCUCAUCUCAUCGCUUCUAGUUUUUAUGGUUGAGAUUAUUGCACUAGCAGACACGAAAUUUCCGGAAUGGUAUCCAUACUAUGGAACUUGGUUCAUCGGUCUCUUCGUGGAACUCUGUCUAAUCAUUUUUCCAAAUUUGUUUGACCCACCGACCAACUCAGCUUUCGAUUAUAUACUUCUAACUGUCCAAAGUAUAAGGAUCUUCGAUCUCAUCGCUCUACCUACUGUCUACUUCUAUCUCCGUAAUUCAGACAAAACCCAGGACAGUGCUGAUGCGGAACGCCAAUCAUUAUUGAAGAAUCCGUCCGGUCCGUCUAGCUCAGGGAGUUCCACCUUAAAUGGAAAUGGUUAUGGUACAACCGAUGAGGCUACUGUUCAAGGUUCUCAGAGUGAAGAAGAUGAUUCGGAUACUGCUAGUGUGGCUUCGGAAGAUUCUUACUUGGAACGGCAGCGCAAGUCAAAAGAGGCUGUUGCAAAAAGACUGGAACAGGACGGUAACUGGUGGACCUACCUCAAGGGAUUUUCUGUGAGGCUCCGUCGCGCAAAGGCUUUUGCUGAAAUAGUUUUACUAAUCAGUGUGCCUAGGUGUUUAUUCCAUUCAUUUGGCCGCUGAACAACAGAAAGCUUCAGGCCAGGGCUGUCCUUGUUGCCAUGACUCUCCUGGCAAGUAAUGCCUUAAAUGUCCUUGUUCCAAUACAAUUUGGUAUAAUGGUGCAAAGCUUGAUUACUUAUACUGGAGGCGGUAAGUAAUUCUCUCGUGAUUUUCAGCGUGUCCAACAAUCCGGACCACUAGAAAUUCUGUUGAGUUGCAGGGUUUGAUGGCCUUCACUAAUCAUUAUUUAGAUCACAGCCAUAACAUUUGGAUACCUGUUCUUCUCUACUCGCUCCUGAGGUUUAUCAACGGUGGCUCGUGUCUCGAUGUGGUUCGCACGUGGCUCUGGAACCCCUUGGAGCAGUACGCAUACAAAACACUCAGUUCAGCUGCGCAUAGCCAUAUUAUGAGCUUAUCUUCUGAUUUCCAUGACAAUAAAUCAUCAUCAAAUUUGUUUCAAGUAGUCCAUGGGGGUAGGUCUGUCGCAGAUCUAAUGGAAAUGCUCUGCUUCCAGGUGAUCCCGAUGCUCAUCGAUCUAGUCAUUGCAUUCAUCUAUUUUGGUGCCUUUGGACCUUAUAUGUUUCUUGUCCUAGUCGUCACCUUCGUAUCUUACAUGUACGCAACCGUGAAAUUGAUUUCCAUGAGAGCCAAUCAACGCAGAGAUUAUAUAACCUUUUACAGAAAGGAAUGGACAGUCGGGCAAGAAUCAUUGGAUGGCUGGACAACUGCUAAUGUUAGUAUUUGCACUGGCGUCAUUUUACACGUGCACUAACAAGCUAUUAGUUGUUUAACAUGGUGCCCUACGAGAACAAAAGAUACUCAGGAGGUGAGUUACUAUACUUCCAUCACACUUAAAAAUUCGCCAUUUAAUGUAUUUUUAUUAUAGUCAUCAAAGAGCAUAUCGACUCCAAAUGGGCGUAUGAAUGGUUCUAUAACAUCACUAACAUGGCAAAAAGCCUCAUCAUGUGCUUCGGACUGACCGGUGUACUGUGCCUGGGCUCCUAUUCUGUAGUAUAUGAAGGUCAAACAGUUGGAAAGUUCACCACCUUGCUUAUGUUCUGGAGCCAAUUACAAGGUAUAUCUUUUCUGUUCUGUUAAUACGGAUGCAUAACUAAGUAUAUUCCAGGCCCAUUGGCAUUCCUUGCCAGUGCAUAUAGAACGAUCUCUAGUUCCUUGAUAGAUGCCGAGCGCCUUCUUGAACUGUUUAAGACAGAGCCUUCGAUCAAAGAAACUCCUGGCGCUAAAGACCUUGAGAUUAGUAAAUGCGAAGUUGAGUUCGACGAUGUAUGCUUUUCUUAUGACGAGCGAAAACCUAUCUUGAAGAAUGUCAGUUUCUUUGCACCGGGUGGAAAGACAAUUGCGUUUGUUGGUGAAACUGGCGGUGGUAAAUCAACAAUGUUGAAACUAAUGGAUCGUUUUUAUGACGUCAAAUCGGGAAGUAUCAAAAUUGAUGGUCAAGAUAUUCGGGACAUCACCAUGCAUAGGUAAGUCAAAUUUGUAAAAGCUUGAAAACGUCACUAAGAUCCUGCCUAUAGUCUUCGUAGCCAUGUUGGUGUUGUUCCACAGGACCCUACUCUAUUCAAUGACACCAUCAUGAACAAUAUUCGGUAUGCUCGUUUAGACGCAACGGACGAUGAAGUAUAUGAGGCAUGUAAAGCCGCUGCCGUUCAUGAUAAAAUUUUGAAAUUCGCGGAUGGAUACAACUCUAAAGUUGGUGAUCGUGGUGUGAAGCUUUCUGGUGGAGAAAAACAACGUGUUGCUAUUGCCCGGGCCAUCCUGAAACAACCAACGAUCAUUCUUCUCGACGAAGCUACAAGCGCUGUUGAUACAGAGACUGAACAAAAAAUUCAGGAAGGAUUCAAAGCAUUGUGUAAAGGUCGAACAACUUUUAUUGUCGCGUAAGUUAUCUACAGAGUCGCUCAUUGCCAAUCUUUCGAUUCGAAUAGUUAAAAAGCAUGCUUUUGAUAGUCUUUUUACUAACUGUGAAUAGUCAUCGAUUGUCAACCGUUAUGAAUGCCGACCAUAUUGUUGUUAUCAUGGAUGGCCAAAUAGUCGAACAAGGAUCUCACGAUGAGUUGUUUCACUCCAAGGGAAAAUAUGCAGACCUAUGGGCAAAACAGAUCUUCGUUAAACCUUCCAACAUGAAAUCCAAAUCCAAAUCCAAAUCAAGGUCAAGAUCAAAGAGUCCUGCAAAGAAAGAUGCAACCAUCGUCAAUGAUCUGACUGAGCAAAAGAAGACCGUUGAUCUUGCGAAAGCGGCGAAAGGAGUUAAAGAUUAUAAUCACACUCAAGAUGACCGAGGGGAGGCCGAGGAUGGUACAAACUCCAGCAGUCAAUCAAAAGAUGUAAGUGAUGGAUUGAAAUAAACCCCAAAAGUUUUGAACAUAUAUAACUGCAUAAUGGAGGGCUUAGUAAAAUAGCAAUUUUGCUUAGGUGGCGUUUGAAUCUGCACCAAAAACAUAUAUUUAAUAUUUAUCCUAUGCUACUGCAUAUCAACGUGAUUGAGCUAUGAUAGCGUCCACAGUGUGGUAGUAUGGCAACUUUAACUUUGUGAAUUUAUCUAAUCAAUAGCACUUGGGAAUUCACAACAAGCAGAAAGUCUGCGCCUUCUAUUUCUGACGUACUCAAGGAACCGAAACGUAAAGAAGAUGCACUCAAACCGACACCGAUGCUACUAAAAACGAAUCUUUCAAAAUUGAGUGCCACAAGUCUCAAGGGAUCUAAGCUCUUCCUAUCGAAAUCAGAGCUUAAGGGACCCCUAACUCUAGCUCAAACAAAGCAGCAUCUCGUCGAAACUCCUCGUCCUAUUGCUACUCAUCGACCUGUUACCGAUCCUAGCCCAGCAACAAUCCCUCCGCUUUCUGCCACUACCACUCCGCAUCCUACCACUAUUACUCCUAAUUCAGCUACCACGACUCCUCACCCUACCACCAUCCGCCCUUACAGUCCCCAGCGCAAAUUUGUCCCAGCCCAAACAAUCGAUCAACCUUGUAAAGCCCAGCUAGCAGGAAGUCCUCCCAGACCUCCAAUUCUAAGCCAGCCACGAUCUCUAUUCUCUACUGGUAAUUUACCACUUCCAAUUCAUGCGAAGAAUGUGCUUGAGCACUCAAAUCCGUGGACUGAAGAACACCCUUGUCAAUCUCCUUCUUCUACACACUCGGUGCUCUCGCAUACUGGUCUAAAGCACGAGAAAAUACAUGAUGAAUGUAAGUCGGAGAGUGGUAAGGUAGAAAGUGCCAAAAUUGAGGGUAAUGUACAAGAAAGGGUGGAUAAACUGGAUAAAGGACUACCUAAAGGAUUGCCUAGAGGUGCAAUGUUUAUUCAACUACCAAAGCAGGCAAAUUUGCAGGUUAAGGAGAAGCAGUGUAAAUCAUCUGCCUCCGAAAAUGCUACUAAAAGUUCUGCGUCGGAACUUACCCCUUUGCUCCCUCCCAAAGAGUCACCCAUCCGAACCAGCCCAAAAACCUCCGGUUACAAGAAGGAGACUAAGGAUAUCAAUAAAGGGCAGAAGAAACAAUCGGCAAAAGAAAAACGAAAGGCAGCUUCUUCCUCGCAAACUAUUAGUGAGCCAGUUGAGGCUAUACCUCAAGUUCCUAGUGUUCAAACUGCUACUGAAACCCCGGGAAGCCCAAUCAAGGUUCAAACAAAAGAGGCAAUCAGAGAGCAAAAGAAAAGAGAAAAAGAGGAACGGAAACCAGAGUCUUUAAGAAAGAAAGAAGAGAGUAUUAAGAAGAAGGCGGAGAAGAAAUUGAAGAGACAUGGUAUUGGUAAUGUUGUUUCCGCCGGUGAUGAGGGCGGUAUGUUAUUAUUAUUUUUACAUCUGUUAUCACAAUGCUCGUCUAGUCUCGCAUAAUAAGGUUGAAGAUAUUGGCUAAUUGCAUGGUAUGGCGGAACAGGUGUGAAAAGUUAUGGUACUGCGACUUCGGAUUUUGCGACUACUAGUUCAGUGGGUGCGAAUUUCAAUGAGGUGCAAACGAAUGUUAUUUUUACGGGUGGUACGGAUGGAAUUGUUGAACCUUAUACCGACGACAUUCCUACACAGAUUCAGAACGACAUCGAAAUAAGGGAUAUAACGCCCCUUAGCGCGGCACAUUUAGCAGCAGACUCCCAAUAUUCCCCUAAAAAUCGAAGACUUGACUCGAAGAGUGAACCUAGAACUACAGUCACUUUUGAUCUAGAUGAUGCGCAUGCGGGCGCGCUUGAAACCCAGGCAAUUAUAUCUUUGCCUGAUAGAGACGGGACCAUUGGUACAAGUGAAGAUGGCACGAAUACACUCGUUAGAAAUCCCCAAAUAAACAGAGAAAACGGAAGCGGAAUUGGAAUUGGAAUUGAACCUACUAAACCUGCAGAGAGAAAAGGUAUUUUAAAAAAUGUCGCGCAAGGAAAAAGAAGAGUCAGUGCGCCGGCGAGAGAAAGUGGUAUGUAUGAUAUAACGAAAAGGAGAGAGAGGGUACCGACGCCGAUGGCGAUGGUGGGGGUUUAGUGGACCGGGUUUGGGAGGCUUGGGGACGGGCGUGCCGGUUAUGUCCGGGAUGGAGGAGA